Molecule: messenger RNA, 6384 nt
Organism: Gavia stellata (red-throated loon)
Lineage: Eukaryota; Metazoa; Chordata; Aves; Gaviiformes; Gaviidae
Product: kyphoscoliosis peptidase-like
Exons: 8
Coding region: 69-2432 (787 amino acids)
Source: RefSeq, a predicted model, not a curated record
GUGGGGAGCCACGGCUGUGUCGCGAGCAGGACCUCCGUCGUUUCUUCACCCCCUUACCCACUGCACGGAUGAAGACAAGCUACGAGAGAGGCAAGUCAUCCAAAUCCCAGACUAUCAAAGCAAACGAGCCGAUUCCCUCCCAUCGCUCCAGGAAUGGCAACCACCAUGAAAAACAAACCACCCAAAGCACAUCGAGACGGGUCCAUCCUAGGAGCCACAGAGAAAACGUGAUGCCAUCCCGGGCAGAAAACAUCUUGCCUGGCUGGAGGGAAGCUCAGAUGUCAGAUGUUUGUAAUGGCAACUUUCCCCUGGGACACGUUUCUGAAGCGAUCAGCUGCAAGACCUCAGAGAAAGUCCCCCACCGAGUCACCAACGUGAACAGGAACAAGGAGGGAGUGCUAAAGAAAGUCUCAACUACACAAAAAGUAAGAAAUGAGCCUGAGGACUCCCCCUCCAAGGCGGUUUUCACAUUUUGGGCAAACAAAGUUAACAACAGCAGUCAAAGGACUCCCUUGCAAAAGCUACUGCAGAAGCCAUCCGUGACUGCGGGAAGCUGCUCUCCAGCCCCCCUUCCCAAGGACGGGCUUAGCAGCUUGGAAGAAGAGAAGCAGGCUAAAAAUCCCCGGAGAAAGACCAGGAGAGAUCUCUUCUCUGACUCAAAGGUUUUCAGCCACGUAGACACCCAUGUCCUACACGUGAGCCAGCAGCUCAAGUCUGGGCACACCAGGUUGUCCAUCCAGACCAUCGUUCCCCUUAUCACUGCCAAAUCCCAGAACAAACUGGAGACGGUGCGGGCAAUAUGGUUCUGGCUCUGUCACAACAUCGAAUAUGACGUGGAUGGCUUCUUGGGGCUGUCUCAGAAGAUCCACAUGCCAGAGCAGGUCCUGCAAACGGGAAGAGCUGUGUGUUCUGGUUAUGCCCAUUUAUGCCAGGAAAUGUGCAGGGAGGCGGGUUUGAGCUGCGUGGAGGUCCCAGGGUUUGGCCGGUGUCCGGGCUCCCGCAGAAGCCGGUGGUGCCAGCAGCAGAAGAGCAGCCACAUGUGGAACGCGGUGGAGCUGGAAGGACAGUGGUGCCUCCUGGAUGCUUGCUGGGGUGCGGGGACCGUGGAUGCAGAGAGCAGGUUGUUCAUGCCCAGGCAUGACGAUUUUUUCUUCCUUACUGACCCUGAGCACUUCAUUGAGACCCACUGGCCAGAGGACCCCCAAUGGCAGCUUCUGCAGCCCCCCGUCUUGCGGGAAGACUUUGAGCAGAGAGUUUUUAAAACUUCAGAGUUUUUCAGACUUCAGCUCUCCCUCCUUUCUCCAAACACUUCCCUGCUCAAAACAGUCCAUGGGGAGGUGUCAGUGAUGCUGGGGAGCACCCACCCAACAGAGUUCACCUACCAGCUCUCCAAACUCCAGGGCACCGCAGCUGUAGAGGAUGUAGGCGCAGCUCACGGGAUGAUGACCGUGUCCAAGAACAACAUGACCAUCAAGGUGACUCCCCCAACCGAGGGCUUGUUCGACCUCAUGAUCUUCGCACGCCACGCUGACUCUCAGGACCCGUACAACUGGGUGUGCUCCUAUCAGAUCCAAUGUCUGGAGCCACACAAUGGAGAGAAACUGCCUGAAAACCCAUUUCAUUUUUGGGGCCUUCACCAAAAGGGUUACUACCGGCUCUCUGUGUUUGUGAAAGAUUUAGGAGGCAGCACCUUCAGGAACAUGGCCAAUUUCCUCAUUCGUUGUUUGAGGCCCAUCAAUCAGAAUGAACUCUUCCCCUUGGGACUGAGCAUGCACUGCGGGAGUGGGAUCAGCUCUGGUGGCCAUGGCCUCUCCAACCCCAGCCACUCUGCUCCCAUCAUCACCACCAAGCUGGGGAAGUGCAACAUCACAUUCCAGACACCCACCAACAUCGAGGUGACCGCCAGCUUGAGUAAGGACAAAGUCAUCAGUGCCAAGUACCCCCUGGAGAGGUAUGUCCUGGUCACCCACCUGAGGACUAAAGUCAGCGUGUGCGUUGUGCUCCCUGAGUCUGGUGUCUAUAAAGUGGGGCUUUUUGGGAGAAGCCAGGACCACAAGGAUUUUGUCCAUAUUUGUGACUACAUUAUACGCUGCUUCUCCGAUCCCAGCUGGCCUCCCUUCCCCAGGGUGUACAGCCUGUGGAGGAGAGGGUGCGUGUUGCUAGAGCCACGCACGGGAGUGCUCCAAGAGCGGAGCUGGGUUCGGUUCAGGGUCAAGGUGCCAAAAGCCUACCAAGCUGUCGCCCUCGGGCAAGAGAAGACGGUGCUGCAGCGGACGCCGAACAUGAUCUGGGAAGGGGACGUGUUCACCGGGGCUGUGGGGACGCAGGUCAAACUGGCAGCCAAGUUCAGCCAGCACUGCUCCUCCCUGGAGGUCAUCCUGGCGUUUGAGGUGGAGGGUGGCUCACCUGCCUCCCUGGGGUGUUCGGGGUAAGCCACAGAAGUGCUGGAUGUGCUGGGAAGGAUGAAAAAAGCUGGGGAAGGAAGCAAAUGCUCUUAAAACUGGAGGAUGUUGAGGAGACAUGGAGAAAACUCCCAGAACUUUAUGGCAUGUCGGGGGGAGUCUGGGUGUUACCCGCAGAGCUUUUCUUCCCGCAGGAUAUCCAGAUACUUGCUGGGGCCUCCUAUCCCACUCAGAGAUGUUGCCGCCGUUUAAAUCAGCACCAACAUAUGGAAGGCUCCUAAAAUUUUGCUUCUGUCAGAGGAAACCAUUGUUCAGCUUCUCUACAGGAAGGAUGUCUCACUGCUUAUUACCAGCUUGAAUAAUUGUUUGGAAUGUUUUAUUUGACAUUUAUUCAAGAACUUGGAAACCCACAUAGUUUCUUUCUCCUGAGAGGAUAACAACAACAAAAAAAAAAAAAGAGAAAGAAAAAAGCCCAAACUGGAGCCAACAGCUUCAGAUGGUAGCAAGAUUUUUAAAACAUAAAUAUAUAGUAAAGCAAGUAAAACCUCCUUGCAGAGAGACUCUGUGCUUGGGCAGAGGAAAGGGGAAAGGAAGUAAAGAGAUGCUGUAUUUUAUCACCUAUGUCUAAAAUAUCUUCCAGGUCUUUAUUAUCAAGGGUGACAUGUAGAUAUAUACUUAAGAGCAUUGAGGGCUUGAAACAAAGAGAGGGAACAGGCAAGGAAGCAGCUCUGUAGCCAAAGCAUCUAAUCGUUGAGCAGAAAGCACAAGCAGGUCUGCUCUUAAGGUCUGACACAUGCUGCAAGGCACCGCAAACAUGGACUUACUGAAAGCAAACUCCAUGUUCAUACCUAGGUGGGCUAGAAGAUACACAGUGGAAAUACUUCUUCAUGCCUGCACUGGGUUGAUGCUUGAAAGGGGGAUUCUGGUUGCCAUAAUGAAGAACAAGAACUGUGGGUUAUUUUUGGAUGCUGGCAAAAGAUAGUGGGGGAACAUGGUCUGCUUUCUUCAGGUUCAGCAAUUUAAAUUUGACUUGUAGCAGAAGUUCAAGUAGACUUGAACUUUUUCUGGGCCUGGAAAUCAGUUAAUGCAGCUAACGUAUCAAGAUCCACAUUUCAUACCAAACUUGCUGGAACCAUGCUGGCAUGUUGGAAGAUUCCCCUGAAGAACAAAGUACAAGGACUACUUUGAACUAAGGGAGCCACUUGCAACGGUAGACGUAGGAUAGACUCUUGCCUGUGGUGCUAGAAACAAUUUAAGAAGUACAGACCCCUACAUCUUUCUCUUCUGACCCAUGUUCUGGCUAAUCCAUAGUGGGCCAUCCACUUGGAUGGAUAAAGGAAAGAGAAGCACAACGUGACUCAGCUCCCUUGUGUGUCUUUCAGAAUAACCAUAGACAAAAAAAUUCUGCUCCCUGUGAGGCUGAGCAGACAAUCCAGAGCCCAGCCUGAAAAGUCAGAGCCCAUAAAGUUGCUGGCAGUCAGUGUUGUCCUCUGGACUCCCCUCACCAGCUGAGUACCUUUGCAUGCAUCUUCAAUGACCAACCAUCUUCUGACCAUGCUGAGCAUGGGGAUGCUGCAGCGCAGCUCUCCAGACCUCCUCGGUGCUUCCCAACCUGUGCAUUGUCCACAGAGAGCGCCGGUAGUGAAAUUGUAUCUGCAGACUCAGCAGGCUCCCAAAGACUGUGUUUUGGCUUGUUUUGUAGAAGCGGUUUGCUCAGCAAACAAAAAUGACUGACAAGUGAAAUGACUCUCAGUUCCCACUGCCAUCUUCCUCUCCAUGUCCUUUUCCUUUCCAGUCAGUUUUGCCAUUAACUUUUCUCAGCUGUGCCCCACUGACCCUCUUGGACCACUCUACGUAUCUGCAUGUACACACACGCUGUUAGCUGAAACUGUCCCAUCUUUGCCCAAAUUUAAGCAGUCAGGUCAUGAUCACAUGCCUCCAGGGAAAAUCCAGCUUCCAGCUCAGCGAUUAAUUCCUCUUUAUCCAUCAUAAUGAGGUCCAGAUUAGAGUUACCUUGAAUUGGGGUCCAAACAACUUAUGUCAGAAUAUAAUUACCUGGAGGUGCUGAGAACUUUAAUGAUACUCCCACGGGGGAUUUUUUACUUCAAGAAUCUGAAGUUGAUCUGCUCGUAUUUCCUCUCUGUGCACACUCGGGUAUAGCAUGUAACCUAUUUUAAAUGUCAUUCUUAUUUAGAUUUACAUACCUCAAAGCCUGCGCCCAGAGCUCUAGGAGCCUUCCCAAUAAACACGAGCACCAACUGUCCAAAAAUAACAACCUGGGGCAAACGUCACUCAUGAAAAAACCAUGAUAAGCAAAAGAACAAACUUGGAUGUCUCUCCUCCUCUCGCCCCCUCUGCCCAGCACGAUUAAAUUAGGUAAAGAUAGAUUACAACACGUACCUGCAGCUAUAAAACACACCUAAUUUUGAGCAAACUUAGUUCAAAAAGUCAUUAGAAGGCCUCCAGGCACGCAUCGAGCUGUGGACGGCCAAAAACCAAACAAGAGUGUGGUGGGUUGACCCUGGCUGUGCACCAUGUGCCCACCAAAGCUGCUCUGUCACUGCCCUCCUCAGCUGGAUGGAGGAGAGAAAAUAUAACGAAAGGCUGGUGGGUCGAGAUAAGGGCAGGGAGAUCACUUACCAAUUACCAUCACGGGCAAAACAGACUCAAAUUGGGGAAAUUAGUUGAAUUUAUUACCAAUCAAAAUGAGAGUAGAAUAAUGAGAAAUAAAACCAAAUCUUAAAACACCUUCCCCCCACCCCUCCCUUCGUCCCGGGCUCAACUUCGCUCCCGAAUUCUCUACCUCCUCCCCUCCAGCAGUGCAGGGGGACGGGGAAUGGGGGUUGCGGUCAACUCAUCACACACUGUUUCUGCCGCUCCUUCCUCCUCACACUCCAGCGUGGGGUCCCUGCCACGGGAGACAGUUCUCCACGAACUUCUCCAGUGUAGGUCCUUCCCACGGGGUGCAGUCCUUCAGGAACAGACUGCUCCAGCGUGGGUCCCCCACAGGGUCACAAGUCCUGCCAGCAAACCUGCUCCAGCGUGGGCUCCUCUCUCCACAGGUCCACAGGUCCUGCCAGGAGCCUGCUCCAGCAUGGGCUCUCUGUGGGGUCACAGCCUCCUUUGGGCAUCCACCUGCUCCGGUGUGGGGUCUUCCAUGGGCUGCAGGUGGAUAUCUGCUCCGCUGUGGACCCCCAUGGGCUGCAGGGGCACAGCCUGCCUCACCAUGGUCUUCACCACGGGCUGCAGGGGAAUCUCUGCUCCGGCGCCUGGAGCCUCUCCUUCCUCUCCUUCUGCACUGACCUUGGGGUCUGCAGAGCUCUUCCUCUCACUUAUUCUCACUCCUCUUUCUGGCUACAGUUGAGCAAGUUUUUUUUUUCCCCUUCUUAAAUCUGUUAUCCCAGAGGCGCUACCAUCGUCGCUACCGUCAAGGCUCAGCCUUGACCAGCGGCAGGUCUGUCUUGGAGCCGGCUGGCAUUGGCUCUAUUGGACAUGGGGGAACCUUCCAGCAGCUUCUCACAGAAGCCACCCCUGUAGCCCUCCCCCAACUACCAAAACCUUGCCACGCAAACCCCAUAUAAAGACUUUGCACCCAACUCUACCAUUGAGAAACUCCCUUACAAUCAAAGUCAAAGCAUGUAAGAACAAGAAGGGCUGAAGCAGAAAGCUGCAUACUAAAAAUGUGGGCCUUUCCCAAGUACACUAAGACAGCAGUCACCAACUGGACUGAGCUUUUAUUUUCCUCUGUGGACCCAUAUAUGAUGUCCAGCAAACAUUGUGUCCAGACUCCUUGGCUUUACACAUUUCCCCAUGCUGUGCCUGUGUUUAUCUUGUUGUUAGUGUAACUGUGUUAAUACUUGUUUAGGCUGAAUUUAUCCAAUGAGGCUGUACCAUUGAGGUGUUCAUGCAAAUUAUGUUUUCUUGAGCUUCUUCUUGUGCUUCUUCACUUCCAUGCUAUUAAAACCUGAGAUGGCCAUACUUU